UCUCUCUCUCUCUCUCUCUCUCUCUCUCUCUCUCUCUCUCUCUCUCACCGCUCUCUUCUUCUCUUCAGAGCUCUCUCUAUAUAUAUGUGCAAUCCUCUCUUCAUUGGCUUCAUUAGAUCUCCUUUCCUCUCUCUGACACACUCUCUCUUGCUUUUUCACGAGCUGUGCCUGAGAGGGAGUGAAAGCAUGGUGCUAGCCAGAUUCCCGUGCGUUUUCUUUAGGGUUCUUUAGGGCUUUGGGAUUUAUCUUGUCGGCAGCGGUGUUCGCCUCUUAGGUCACGCUUCUGGAAUUUUGUUCUUCUUCCUGUGAUUCUGGGAGGUUUUUUAUGGGUCGUUAGCUGAUAAAGUUUGGUUUUUUUUAUUUUAUUUUUAUUUUUAAAGUUUCUGCUUUUUUUCUUCAUUUAUUGUGCGUAUGUGUUUGGGGUGUCAAUUCUGGUCUUUGGAUUUGAAGAAAGAUGAGAUUUUGUUGUUUGAAGAGAAGAAGAGGCUUGUUCUUUAGAGUUCUUUGGGAGAAAGAUUGGUUUUUUUGUUGAUUGGAAUGGGAUUGGAGUAGGGGAUUUGGUGUGAGGUUGUGAGCGGUGGUUAUGCUAUGCUUGAUUGAUGGGGGAUAUAGCCUUGUGGAAGCAGGCAUGGAAAUGGGUGCAGUCUCAGAAGCAGGCCUUGAUUGGUGCUCGGCUUGUGUUGGGCUUUGCGGGGGACAAGGUUGUGUUUUUGGUAGAUCAACUCUGGCCGAUGGUUUCCAAAUGGAGUGGGAGUUUGGGGACGUUUCUUUGGAUGCUGGUGUUGCAAUGGAGGGAUUGUCUUGUAAGGGGAUUUGGGUCUUUGAUCAAUUUGGGCCCGGCAGCGCUGUUUGUUAUCAUGUGGAGCUGCUUUCUUAGCUUGACUUCAACUGCCUGUCUUAUUUAUGUACUUCUAAGCCUGGGUGCUGCUGGAGUUGCCAUUCGCUGCCUGGGUUACACUCCUGGGCUUUUCAUUGUUGGAUUGUUUGGAAUUCUAAUGAUGUGGUUAUAUGGCAACUUCUGGAUUACAGGAAUGCUGCUUAUUGUUGGAGGCUAUAUGUUCUUCCUCAACCAUGCACGAUUUCUGAUACUUUUGUCUAUUGGAUAUGCUGUUUACUGUGUCCAUACUCGUGUUGGAUGGUUUGGAAUUCCCCUCUCAUUGAACCUUGCUUUCCUUUCACAUGAUCUGCUGAAUAAGCUGCUUCAAGGUUAUGAUAGUGCUGGUGAAAGCACAAAUUUUGAAGAGUGUAAGGAAUCAGAGCCAGUUAUGGAAGACUUCACAGAGGAUUUUGAGUAUUCUCCUCCAACUAGUGAAGCUGAAAAUGUAUCUCCAUGUAAAUCAUCUAGCAAAACUAGCAGUACUCCUAGUUUGGUCAAUAUCCAGAAGGAUGCCUCUUCGAGUAAGGUGGUUAAAUCUGACUCGGGUUCUCUAGAUGAGAUGAAAAGAAUAUUGAAUAGUUCUAAUCAUUAUGAAGCUUUGGGAUUUCCUCGAUAUAGGGCUAUUAAUUUCACGAUACUGAGGAAAGAGUAUCACAAAAAGGCUGUACUUGUGCAUCCUGAUAAAAAUAUGGGAAAUCCAUUGGCAAGUGAUUCAUUCAAAAAGCUUCAAUGUGCUUAUGAGGUUCUUUCAGAUUUUACAAAGAAGAAAAACUAUGAUGAGCAAUUGAUACGGGAAGAAUCUGGGAGAGAGAGUCAACAAACUAGGGUUACCUCACAACAGGACGGGGUAGCUUACCGCUCUGAAGAAUCCAGGCGUAUUGAGUGCACAAAGUGUGGGAAUUCACAUUACUGGAUAUGUACAAAUAGAAGCAAGGCCCGGGCCAGGUGGUGUCAGGAAUGCUCUGUGUAUCAUCAAGCUAAAGAUGGAGAAGGAUGGGUUGAAUGUGGUUGUUCACCACCUGCAAUGUCUAAGGAGGUGGAAAUUCCACGAGCCUUUGUUUGUGCUGAGAGCAAGAUCUUUGAUGUCUCUGAAUGGGCCAGCUGCCAGGGAAUGGUGUGCAAGGAGAACACUCAUCGGCCAAGCUUUUUUGUAAAUAUGGUUGGUUUGGACAAGUCUGUAUCGAGGUCAAACCCCACGAGAUUCCCAUUUGGUUUGGAUGCUGAGAUGGCACCCGAAGAUGAUGAGUUUGACUUGUGGCUUCAGCAGGCAUUGGCUGCCGGUCUUUUCUCUGAGACCCCAAAACGAAGAAAAAGCUGGAGUCCAUUCAAGAUGAAUCACAAAGGCUUGAAACCAUGGCGGAGGUCUCCGUAAACACAAUUGACAUACUUCCAAACAAACGGGGAAGGCGCGAUCUCUUCACACUUUUAUGUUCUCACAUCAAAGAAGAUAGAAGUGAUACAAGAAGUUUAUCUUUCCGACCAUUCAUUUUUCAUCAUGAAAGUUUACUUUUCAACCAAUGUAAAAGAAAAGAAGAACAAAACAAAAACAAAAACUCUUGCCGGCAGCUUUGGUACAUCACUGGUGACCAACAACUCCUCUGCUCUUUCAUGGUCGGGCUACCGUCUCGAGUGCAAACUGUUCUUCAAUGUAAGGAUGAUGCUCGAAAAGAGGUAAGAGAAUUCCUUCAUUCCUUCAUCUCGGUCGUGAUUCAAAUGAGUCGGAAAAAGUUCGAUGAUGAAAGGGAUAAAUGUAAAUAGAUCAUCAUACAUGUCUUCAAAACGAUCGAAAAAUCUUUAUUUGUUUGUACACUAGGAUAACAUGGAACUUGAUGGUGGUAGGUUGGUUCUUGUGAGGGAGAAUAACAUGUCCAGUGAUGCUGUUUUUCAGGUGUAUCCUUCACCAUUUGCCAAGUUGGUUUUCCAUUCAAAACUUCUUGAAAUGUAAUUCAAGAAACUCAUUUGUUUUCUG
This is a messenger RNA of Dioscorea cayenensis subsp. rotundata (Guinea yam), 2846 nucleotides long. RefSeq lists its product as uncharacterized. Bases 600 to 2249 code for a protein of 549 amino acids. The transcript has 9 exons. The record is from RefSeq and is a predicted model, not a curated record. Lineage: Eukaryota; Viridiplantae; Streptophyta; Magnoliopsida; Dioscoreales; Dioscoreaceae.